Molecule: messenger RNA, 2343 nt
Organism: Leishmania braziliensis MHOM/BR/75/M2904
Lineage: Eukaryota; Euglenozoa; Kinetoplastea; Trypanosomatida; Trypanosomatidae
Exons: 1
Coding region: 1-2343 (780 amino acids)
Biological process (GO): ribosome biogenesis; endonucleolytic cleavage of tricistronic rRNA transcript (SSU-rRNA, 5.8S rRNA, LSU-rRNA); maturation of SSU-rRNA from tricistronic rRNA transcript (SSU-rRNA, 5.8S rRNA, LSU-rRNA)
Cellular component (GO): nucleus; preribosome, small subunit precursor
Molecular function (GO): U3 snoRNA binding; GTP binding; GTPase activity
Source: RefSeq, a predicted model, not a curated record
AUGGCUCGCAACAAAGAGCAUAAACAGCGCUUUGCAUCAAAGCACACACUGGCUGAAAAAUCUAAGGGUCGGCAGCUCCAGAGCAGGCAAUGCAAUGUAAAAGCUGGAACUUCUGCUCAUAACAAGGAACGAUCAAAGCAGGCAGCUGCUGCACUGCGAAAGAAGCGAGCCCACGCAGCUUUGGAGCAGCGACGCUUGGGAAGCGUUGACGGGUUGCCUCGUGUUAUCGGCAUUAUUCCUGCAAACGAGUCCGGGAACACGGAGGAAAUUCUCCAGGGGUUCUGCAAAAGUCUGAAUGUAGAUUUUCCAGGUGGCGAUCAACCAUUCAGUAUUGUGUCCAAAGAAAAGAAAGCGGCUUUCACAUUUGUCUGUGAAAAGAACUGCAAUGAUCAGGACUGCAUCGACGUUGCAAAAGUGAGCGAUUUUCUGGUGCUCACACUCGACUGUUCACAAGCCGUGCAAAACACUAUCCGAGAGCUUCAGGAUGCUCGCGCUUUCGUGGGCGAUGACGGAGCAGAGACAAUUGCGACAACGUGGUUCAGCGAUGUUGGCCUAUGCAUCACGGACUACACGCGAGACCUAGUUGCAGCCAUCAAUUCUCAAGGUGCCCCAAGUGUUGUCGUUGUAAUUCAGAACCUGCACACCUUCGCCGACCACCAGCGACAGAAGGUGCUGAGAAUCCACCAACGCUAUUUCAGCUCCGUGCAGAGUGACACGGCGAAAAUUGUGCCCGUGGUUAGUCAAGAAGACUACACUAACAUUCUGCGCCACAUACAAGUGUCGAAAAUCAGGACCCUGAAAUGGAGAGAUCAGCAUCCGUACAUGGUGGUGGAGGACAAGACCUUCGAUCCCCAAACCCAGGAACUCACAAUCACGGGCCAUUUGCGUGGUAUGCCUCUUUCUGCAGCACAGCUUGUGCACCUAACAAAUCACGGUACUUUCCAGGUUUCCAAGAUCGAAGAGGUGCGGAAGAGUGAUGAGCGAGUGCUUAUUGAGGUAUCUCAGGAAGAAGAACGCGAGUCGCUCCAGCAAGUUCAAGCCAAUUUGACUCUCGAGGACGAUGGUUUUCCAACUGAUGCCGACGUACUUUACCAUCAAGAAAUGGCUCAGACACACAAGAUUCGUGUACCGGCUGGGGUUUCCAGCGACCAAGCGGCGUGGUACGAUACAGAAGAGAAUAUUGUGAAAGACAAUUCAUCAGAGCAGCACCACAUUACUAUUAAUGAGGAGGACACCUUUGCCGAGGAUGCCAUAUCCUACCGCACAACGCAAACCGAUGUGGACUUUCUCAAGGCUGAGGAUGUCAUUCGGCUGGAGAGGAUGACCGACGAGGAAAGGCUACUGGAAAUGGAAAAUCUGAAGGAAUUGAGUGAUGUGGAUGCUUGGAAUCCAGAUAUGGUGGACACCCCUGUUAAUAUACCUGCGAGGCAACGUUUUGCUAAGUAUCGUGGAAUGAAGAGUUUUCACACAGGCAAAUGGGAUCCGGCGGAGAACCUACCACCGCAGUACGCUUACAUCUACAAGCUCCAGGGGUAUUCUCGCAUUCGCGAGAGUGCGAUUGACGCGUGUAAAGGAGGGAUGGCUGAGGUAGGAAUGCACAUCGCCAUCACUCUCAUCGGCGUCCCUCAAAGUGUGUGGAGUGCCUGUGAGAGGUCUCUUCUUAUUGCUUCUGGUCAGCUACAGCAUGAGCAAAAGUGGUCUGUGCUUCACUUCCAGGUUCAGCGAGCGUCAGAACUGGAUGAGCCUAUCAAGUCAAAAACCCCCAUGUUGGCGCACAUUGGGUUCCGCAAGUUCUAUGUCUCUCCGCUCUUUAGUGACAUCAGCUCAGGCGACCGAUCCAAAUUUGCCCGCUUUUUCCACGAAAGUGACAGGUUCCGCAUGGCGACAUUCUUUGGUCCCAUCAGCUAUAACCCGUGCCCGUUGCUGCUUUUCCAGGUACCUUCACUCGAGGAGCAGGUAGAGGGAAAUCCUCUGCGACUAGCAUGCUUUGGCGGAGCCCUUCCACCCAAUCCAGAAACUCUUCUGCUGAAGCGCACCGUUCUUAGUGGCCGCGUGGCGGUGAUUCACAAAAAACAGGUCGUUAUCAAAUACAUGUUCUUUAACGAUGAGGAUAUCAAGUGGUUUAAGCCAGUUGACCUUUACACCAAGCUCGGCCGUCGUGGCAAGGUAACCAAACCUGUUGGCACCCAUGGCCUUUUCAAGGCUGUCCUCAACGACCAGAUUAUGCAACAUGAUGUUGUAUGCAUGGACCUAUUCAAGCGAGUAUUUCCGAAAUGGACUACGGUUGCGUUCAGCAUGUCCGACGUCACUGCUGGGGGUAGGGAAAACGAGGAGGAAGAAUGA